Messenger RNA from Anoplopoma fimbria (sablefish), 513 nucleotides. RefSeq names its product A-kinase anchoring protein 14 (gene akap14). Gene Ontology annotation, cellular component: cAMP-dependent protein kinase complex. The transcript has a single exon. Gene Ontology annotation, molecular function: protein kinase A regulatory subunit binding. Bases 1 to 513 code for a protein of 170 amino acids. NCBI's taxonomy places the organism in Eukaryota, Metazoa, Chordata, Actinopteri, Perciformes, Anoplopomatidae. The record is from RefSeq and is a predicted model, not a curated record.
AUGGAAGAGGACUCAUUGAGUCCGAACUUGACGACAGAGUCAGCUCAACUUGUGAAAGCGUUGCUGGAGAGACACCCCCACACUGUCAUGGAGCAGGUGGAUGACUCUCCGGAAAGGAAGAUGACUACUAUUAACUGGGUUGCGUGCGAAGACUUUACAGUCGACGUGGGGGAAAGGCAGAUUGGGGAGUACAUUCACACCUGGGAGAUACCGCCCUGCUGGCUCUACAGUCUGACCUUCCUCUGCUCAACCGAGGAGGAGCACCACACCUUCUACCACUACAGGGCCCGCUUUAGUACGCCGACCUCCCGCAAACCCAUUCAGGGGACAGCCAGCGUCUACUUCGUCGUGGGCAUAUCUAACGUCAAACCCCGGACUCUGCCCGUGGACGUGCACUUCGUGGUGGAGUCAAACAGGCUCGUGCACGCGCCCGGCAGGACGAGGUUCAGGGAGAAGUGGCUGGCGGACGUGAUUGAGAGCAAGACGUUGCUCCGGAGACAGGUGGACCUGUGA